Messenger RNA from Betta splendens (Siamese fighting fish), 1848 nucleotides. RefSeq names its product heparan sulfate (glucosamine) 3-O-sulfotransferase 1 (gene hs3st1). Lineage: Eukaryota; Metazoa; Chordata; Actinopteri; Anabantiformes; Osphronemidae. The record is from RefSeq and is a predicted model, not a curated record. Gene Ontology annotation, molecular function: [heparan sulfate]-glucosamine 3-sulfotransferase activity. Bases 378 to 1295 code for a protein of 305 amino acids. The transcript has 2 exons.
UUCCGCGCGCGAGCUGACCGUCAAAAGCAGCGCGAGCGCGCGGCGGCGGAAGCACAGCGCGGACGCGGAGCCCCGGAGAAGUUGGCGCCCGGCCGGAGGCGACUUUUUUGUGCGCGCGGACCACGGACGCGGUGCGGAGCCGGGUCCGGAGGCUGCGGACCUGGACCCCGACGGUGCGGCGAGACACCACAGCUGCCCGGAAUGAAAUCUGCGUCGAGGGCACGAUUUUAGGCGCAGAGGUGUUGCUGCUGGCAGACCAGAGGCCGUGUUUUUGCCUUCCCGUUGGACCACUGUCGUCGGGCAGCUGCUCUUUCAAUGUGGGAUACAGUUCUCGUGCGUUCGCCAGGCUGAAAUCCUCCAGGGUCAGGACCUCCCUCAUGGCGGCCUUACUCCUCGGGCUGCUGCUCUUCGCGGUGCAGUCUCCCCCCGUCCCCUCCAGGCCCGUGACCGACGGGGGCCCCCCUUGGCCUCCCACCGCGAUGCCUAGCGACAGCGGGCCCACCGGCCACCCCAACGGGACCCUUCAGCAGCUCCCCCACAUCAUCAUUAUCGGCGUGAGGAAGGGGGGCACGCGGGCGCUGAUCGAGAUGCUCAGCCUGCACAGCGCGGUGGCAGCGGCGCAGAACGAGGUGCACUUCUUCGACUGGGAGAGUCACUUUCAGAAGGGCUUGCCUUGGUACCUCAGCCAGAUGCCCUACGCCUUCCCCGAGCAGCUGACGGUGGAGAAGACGCCGGCGUACUUCACCUCGGGCAAGGUGCCCAAGCGCAUCCACCAGAUAAACCCCGACAUUAAGCUGCUGCUCAUCCUCAGAGACCCCACGGAGCGCGUGCUCUCCGACUACACCCAGGUCUUCUACAACCGCCUCCAGAAGCACAAGCACUACCAGCCCAUCGAGUCGGUGCUGGUGAAGGACGGCAAGAUCAACCUGGGCUACAAGGCUCUGAACCGCAGCCUGUACCACGUCCACAUGCAGAACUGGCUGCAGUACUUCCCCCUGGGGAGCAUUCACGUCGUGGACGGGGACGAGUUGAUCCGAGACCCCUUCCCCGAGAUGAAAAAGGUGGAGCGCUUCCUAAAGCUGGAGCCGCAGAUAAACGCCUCGAAUUUUUACUUCAACAAAACGAAAGGAUUCUACUGUUUGCGAGACCACGGGCGGGAAAGGUGUUUACACGACUCCAAGGGCCGAGCGCACCCUCACGUGGCUCCUGCCAUCCUGCAGGAACUCUACCAGUUCUUUCACGAACCCAACAAGAAGUUCUUUGAGCUGGUGGGUCGAACAUUCGACUGGAAGUGAACGGGCCCCGGCAGCUCGGCGUCGAGUUUCUUGGGGACAAGUUUUCCUCACUAACGAUGUAGAUGAAGGGAGUAAAGUCUCAUGUACAGUCAAACUAAGUCUAUUUUUGUACUGGUGCAUUUGGGAGCGUGAUGGAGCCAAAUAACAGAGCAGACUGCAGCGAAAGACAUGCUCAGCUAUUGCACGUCUGCUUUUUCCUUCUCAACCACUCACUCUCCCGUACGUUCCGCACCAUUAGAAGCGCUCGCUGCUGAUCCAAGACGCUGGCGUGUUGCAUAAAGUCAGGUGCCAGACACUUCAUUACGGCCGUACCUUCAUGUAACGGGACAUUAUUAACGUCUAACUGCGUAUAGAGCCCUGACCGGACCUUUUACCUGCUGCUAUUAUUUUUCUUAGCCACUUUCAAGCACACAGGAUACAGGAAAUGUAUUUGUCCUUUAUGUUAGUCAGAUGAGUCAUUUCUAUAAAUGCUCUGUGCACAUCAUAUAUAUGUUGUAAAAAGAGGUUUUUAAUUGAGAAAUUAAUACCGUAAUAAAAAUGUAUUUUAUUUUUA